Fragaria vesca subsp. vesca is the source of this 600-nucleotide messenger RNA. RefSeq lists its product as uncharacterized. Gene Ontology annotation, biological process: rRNA base methylation. Bases 1 to 600 code for a protein of 199 amino acids. The record is from RefSeq and is a predicted model, not a curated record. Gene Ontology annotation, cellular component: cytoplasm. The transcript has 3 exons. NCBI's taxonomy places the organism in Eukaryota, Viridiplantae, Streptophyta, Magnoliopsida, Rosales, Rosaceae. Gene Ontology annotation, molecular function: rRNA (uridine-N3-)-methyltransferase activity.
AUGGGGGAGGCUAUUGCAGACACUAAACAAGAGAAACAGGUGGUGCAUUACAGCAGCAAACAGAAGAUACUGUUAGUGGGUGAGGGUAACUUCUCUUUUGCUUCUUGUUUGGCUAAAGGAUUUGGCUCUGCUAAGAACAUGGUUGCCACUUCCCUUGACUCCAGAGAGUCAGUAUUGGCCAAGUAUUCAAAUGCAGCACCAAGAAACUUAACAGAAUUGGAGGACAUGGGAUGUGUUAUACUGCAUGAAGUGGAUGUACACACAAUGAGGCGGCACCCUCUCCUACUCGAUCAACUGUUGCAUCAGGAUUUGGUGAGGACAUUCUUCAACAGCGCAUGUGAGAUGUUGAAAGGAAGUGGAGAAGUUCAUGUCACUCACAAGACCUCACAUCCUUUCAGUAAAUGGGAGAGAGUGAAAUUAGCAGAAGAGGUUGGGUUAUAUCUGGUUGAGGAAGCCUCGUUUUCCAGAGGGGAUUAUCCAGGUUAUCUGAACAAGAGAGGGAGUGGGAAGAAAUGUAAUCGCACUUUCCCUAUUGGUCUAUGCAGUACCUACAAAUUUGCCAAGCUACCACUUCUUGAAUUCUCACAGACAACACUAUAG